This is a messenger RNA of Triticum aestivum (bread wheat), 477 nucleotides long. Its product is annotated as zinc finger protein GIS3-like. The transcript has a single exon. Gene Ontology annotation, molecular function: DNA-binding transcription factor activity. The record is from RefSeq and is a predicted model, not a curated record. Lineage: Eukaryota; Viridiplantae; Streptophyta; Magnoliopsida; Poales; Poaceae. Bases 1 to 477 code for a protein of 158 amino acids.
AUGGAACUGUCUCUGGCCUUAGGCCGCCCGGGAACCGACGGCAGCGCGGCGGCCGGCCGGGGAUCGUACAACGGCAGAGUGGCCGGCGAUGAGGCGCGGCCGCUGUUCCCGUGCCUCUUCUGCGACAGGAAGUUCCUCAAGCCGCAGGCCCUCGGUGGCCACCAGAACGCGCACAGGGAGGAGCGCGCGGCCGGCUGGAACCCCUACGUCUACGGCCGCCACCCCGCUGCCAGUGCCGCCUCGUCUCGCGCCGCCGCCACCGACAACUUCAACCCUAUCGCCCCUCCGCCCCUCCAUGUCGUUCCUGAGGCUGUCACGCUGGCUCCGUCGGUCCACGGCGUGCGAGCGGCAGCCGGGACGUUCUCCGGCGUCCACGGCGAUGUGGGCGACAUGCUAAGCUGGGGAAGGUCAUCCGCCACUGAGAUUGCGCCGGAGAGCAACACCGGCGUGGGAAUCGACCUGGAGCUGCGACUCUAG